AUGUCCAACACCCAAACAACACCACGAGAAACAGUCCAACAACAGCCCAGAAUGUCCCUGAGCACAAUAGCCCUCGUCCUCGGCGCCCUCACCGCCGGCGGUGGAAUCACAGGCUACGUUCGCACCGGCUCCAUCCCCUCCGUCGUCGCUGGCGUGUCCGUAGGCACACUGUAUCUUCUCGGCGGCUAUCGACUUCAACAAAAGGCGUCCUACGGCGUCGAAUUGGCUCUCAUCGCGUCUGUUGUGCUUGCUGGAAGCUCCAUCCCACGAGCGAUCAGGGGCGGGUUCAAGCCACUGCCGACGGGUCUGAGUGUAUUGGCGACAAUCGGCUUGGUCGCUUAUGGCAAUGCUUUUGUGAAUAAGACUAGGUAG
This is a messenger RNA of Fulvia fulva, 372 nucleotides long. RefSeq lists its product as uncharacterized. The transcript is spliced from 2 exons. The coding region runs from base 1 to 372 and encodes 123 amino acids. NCBI's taxonomy places the organism in Eukaryota, Fungi, Ascomycota, Dothideomycetes, Mycosphaerellales, Mycosphaerellaceae. Gene Ontology annotation, cellular component: membrane. The record is from RefSeq and is a predicted model, not a curated record.